Messenger RNA from Suricata suricatta (meerkat), 1310 nucleotides. RefSeq names its product NACC family member 2 (gene NACC2). Gene Ontology annotation, biological process: regulation of transcription by RNA polymerase II. The transcript is spliced from 8 exons. NCBI's taxonomy places the organism in Eukaryota, Metazoa, Chordata, Mammalia, Carnivora, Herpestidae. Bases 135 to 1310 code for a protein of 391 amino acids. Gene Ontology annotation, molecular function: DNA-binding transcription factor activity, RNA polymerase II-specific; RNA polymerase II cis-regulatory region sequence-specific DNA binding; protein binding. The record is from RefSeq and is a predicted model, not a curated record.
CGGAGCAGCUGGCGAGCCUGCCCCUGCCAGGCGGAGCAGGCAGUGCCGGGCCACCGGCGGCAGCCGCCAAAGAUGUGCCCCGCUCGGGCGCUCCCGCGCUGAGUGUGAGGCCAGCCCGCCAGCGCCUGCCUGCCAUGUCUCAGCUGCUGCACAUCGAGAUCCCCAACUUCGGGAGCACCGUGCUCGGCUGCCUCAAUGAGCAGCGCCUGCUGGGCCUCUACUGCGAUGUGUCCAUCGUGGUCAAGGGCCAGGCCUUCAAGGCCCACCGCGCCGUCCUGGCCGCCAGCAGCCUCUACUUCCGCGACCUGUUCAGCGGCAACAGCAAGAGCGCCUUCGAGCUGCCGGGCACCGUGCCGCCCGCCUGCUUCCAGCAGAUCCUGUCCUUCUGCUACACGGGCAGGCUGACCAUGGCGGCCAGCGAGCAGCUCGUGGUCAUGUACACGGCCGGCUUCCUGCAGAUCCAGCACAUCGUGGAGCGCGGCACCGACCUCCUGCUCAAGGGGGAGCGGACCAGUCCGGGCGCCAGCAGCCUGCCCACCACCGACAGCCCUACCUCCUACCACAACGAGGAGGACGAGGAGGAUGACGAGGCCUACGACACCAUGGCGGAGGAGCAGUACGGCCAGAUGUACAUCAAGGCCGCCGGCAGCUACGCAGUGCAAGAGAAACCGGAGCCUGUGCCCCUGGAGAGCCGUUCCUGCGUCCUCAUCCGCCGCGACCUGGUGGCCCUGCCCGCCAGCCUCAUCAGCCAGAUCGGGUACCGCUGCCACCCCAAGCUCUACUCAGAAGGGGACCCCGGCGAGAAGCUGGAGCUGGUGGCAGGCUCCGGGGUCUACAUCACACGCGGUCAGCUGAUGAACUGCCACCUCUGCGCAGGGGUGAAGCACAAGGUCCUACUGCGACGGCUCCUCGCCACCUUCUUUGACAGGAACACGCUGGCCAACAGCUGCGGCACCGGCAUCCGCUCGUCCACCAGCGACCCGAGCCGCAAGCCUCUGGACAGCCGGGUCCUGAACGCCGUGAAGCUGUACUGCCAGAACUUCGCCCCCAGCUUCAAGGAGAGCGAGAUGAAUGUGAUCGCGGCGGACAUGUGCACCAACGCCCGCCGCGUCCGCAAGCGCUGGCUGCCCAAGAUCAAGUCCAUGCUGCCCGAGGGCGUGGAGAUGUACCGCACGGUCAUGGGCUCCGCGGCCGCCGGCGCGGCCCUGGACCCCGACUUCCCGCCCGCCGCGCAGGUGUUCGAGCAGCGCAUCUACGCGGAGCGGCGGGGCGACGCCGCCACCAUCGCGGCCUACGCGGGGACCUUGUAG